Molecule: messenger RNA, 1029 nt
Organism: Fusarium vanettenii 77-13-4
Lineage: Eukaryota; Fungi; Ascomycota; Sordariomycetes; Hypocreales; Nectriaceae
Exons: 3
Coding region: 1-1029 (342 amino acids)
Molecular function (GO): oxidoreductase activity, acting on NAD(P)H
Source: RefSeq, a predicted model, not a curated record
AUGAAGGAAGCUUUCAUUUCGCCGGAUACUCAAGUCGAGAUCCGAGAAGUGCCAAUCCCGGUUCCAAAGGCUGAUGAACUUCUCAUCAAAGUGGCCGUGUCGGGUAUAAACCCCAAAGACUGGAAGGUCCCAAUCUUUCACCAGAAGGCGGUAAACUCCGGCGAUGAUAUCGCGGGUAUUGUCGAGGCUGUAGGUGCUGAAGUAUCCGAGUUUAAGCCCGGGGACCGCGUGGCUGGUAUGCACGAGAUUGGGGCGGAUCAUGGCUCCUUUGCCGAGUUCGCUAUUACACCCGCUUCUACUACGUUCCAUAUUCCCGACAACGUUACAUUCGAGGAGGCUGUUACGAUUCCAUUGAAUGGUCUUGUUGCAGCAUAUGGGCUGUAUCACGUCCUCCGUCUACCGGCACCUUGGUCCCCUGCCGGGACAGAGAAAACCCCUUUCGUCAUCCAUGGUGCUGGAACUGCUAUAGGUGCCCUCGCUAUCAAGCUUGUCAAAGCCGCAAACAUCCACCCGAUUAUCGCAACCGCCGGUAACUCGAGCAAUUUUGUCAACGGGCUUCUCGACACUAAGAAGGGUGACGUUCUUGUCGAUUACCGACAACCACACGACAAGCUUGUGGCGGGGAUCCAGUCGGCUAUUGUCGAGGCCGGUGGUGGUCCGGCUUGGCAUGGUUUGGACUGUGCUACGAAUCAUGACGGCGCUCCCGAGUACAAGGGUGUCCUAGAUGAUGCUUUGGGGCUCCAGGCUGGUUUGGAAAACUCAGCUGGACGGAAGCCGCUUGUUGCUACUGUUCAAGCCGGGUCCAAAUUUACAGGCCAUGUAGAUGGCGGUGAGAUCAAUGUCAUGGUGGCACAUAAUGGUGGGAAGGAAGAGAAGUGCCUUGCGUAUACGGUCUGCCGGCUCUUCGCAUAUGGCCUGGCCAAUGGCUGGUUGACGGGCCAUCCCACAGAGGUGGUAAAGGGAGGUUUGGAAGGAGUGGGAGAGGCUCUUCGAAGACUCAAGAGUGAGCAGGUCUUUGGAAAAAGUUGA